Messenger RNA from Budorcas taxicolor (takin), 2583 nucleotides. It is a transcript of the gene PRR33, whose product is annotated as proline rich 33. The transcript has 2 exons. Lineage: Eukaryota; Metazoa; Chordata; Mammalia; Artiodactyla; Bovidae. The record is from RefSeq and is a predicted model, not a curated record. The coding region runs from base 82 to 1623 and encodes 513 amino acids.
GCCCGGGGUACUGCAGGACGGCGUUGAGCGGGUGCUGCUGUACGGCUGCCGGCUGCCCAGGGCCUGCAACAGGGAGCAGCGAUGCUCGUCUCGGCCGCCUCCGUGGCCCCUGGGACGGCUGGGCUGUGCCGCCCGGGGCCCCCUGGACCGCCACCACCUCUGCUGCCCAAGCCGGGAAAGGACAACUUGCGCCUGCAGAGGCUCCUGAGGAAGGCGGCCCGGAAGAGGAUGGGCGGGGGUGGGCCCCCCGCUCCGCCCAGGGCUUUCCGCACCUCCCUGUCCCCCGUGAGCGAGGCCAGCCGAGACCAGGAGGCCCCGAGCCCACGUCCCAUGGAGCCCCCACGUCCAGCUGAGCCCUCACGCCCCACCGAGGCCCCGUGCCCCACCGAGGCCCCACGCCCAGCCAACACCGUGCAUCCCACAGAGGCCCCGCAUCUGGCCGAAGCCCUGCGUCUCAUGGAGGCCCCGCAUCCCAUGGAGGCCCUGCGUCCAGCAGAGGCCGUGCAUCCUGCUGAUGCCCCAUGCCCCACCGAGGCCCCAAAGGCUGUGGCCACCACACCCCGCUGCCCCCCGACCCCUGUCAUCCACCACGUGGCCUCCCCCACGCAGAGGUCCACAUUCUCCUUCAGCCUCGCCCAGCGCAGGAGCCUGGCUUCCCACUUCAGGGCCACAGGCCCCCAGCUCACAGCCCCAGCCCCGGAACCUGCCUGGUGCCCCAGCAGCUUCACCCAGGUCGCGGCACCUACAGCGAGGGGCCGCCAUGUCAGCCAAGUGCACGUCCAGCUGGCACCAUCCCCGCAGGGCGGGACCCCCGAGCCCCCCCCGGCAGCCCCCAAGGAUCAGCACAUGGCCCCCUGCCCUCCCGGGGCUCAGCCCCUGAUCCCCGUGGCCCACAUCCGCCCACUGCCCAUUGGGACGCAGGUGGCCAGUUCCUGGCCUGGGACGUCCCCAGUGCCCAGGCCUCCCCCCAGCCUGCAGCCCUCGGUGCCCAGGGAGGCUGGCACCCGGGUGGUGGUGCCCAUUGUGCCCACCUACUGCUCACCAGGACCCUCGCCUUUCAGGCCGGCCUCUGGGACCCCCGGAGCUGGGCGCCUGGAGGAGCCCCCCAUGGCUGGCCCUGCCACUGAGGCUGAGAGAGUCUCCAGCCCCCAUGGGGCCUCACCCCUCGCCCCACUGGCAGGCCCCCACCCCUGCCCGGCCCCCAGAGCCGCAGCCAGGCCCCAGCUCAGCGGCUGGACGCGCCUCAAGAAGCAGCUGCUGGAGGAGCCGGAGGAGCCCCAGUUCCCGGGGCCGGAGCCCAGCCCGGGGCAGGUGGACCAGGGCAAGACCGCCCUUGCCAGCCCGGAGCCCCGGCCCCCCGCCUCCCGGGCCUCCAAGAUGUGGGACGCGGCGCUCUACCGCGUGUCCAUGGCAGAGUCCCGCAGCAGCCAGGCGGGGCCCGGAGCUGGGGUGAGCACCCUGGCUGGCCUCAGGCGCCUGCCCUUCCUUUAUCGGCCUCGCUUCAACGCCCGGAAGCUGCAGGAGGUGGCUGCCCGACCCCCUCCUGUGACCUCCCCAGUCCUGGUCCUGAACCCCCAGCCCAAGAACUUCAACCGGACAGCAGCCGGCUGGAGGCUCCACUGAAUGGCUGGGUGGCCCCAGGGCCGUGGGGUGGACGAGAGGGGCUGAGUGUCCAGCUGGGAAACUGAAACCAUUCAAGAGGGGAGCCUGGCGGCCUGGGGGUCUGGAGGGGCGGUGGGGCGGACAGGAGUAGGAAGGACGACAGCGGCAGAAGCGGGUUAAGCAGUGGGUUAAGAAGGGGGUUAAAAAGUGGGUUUGGACGGUGCAGACGGGCAGAGAGAGGUCUGCUUUGGGGUAGAGUGUGGGAGCUUUUGGGGUGAAUCUCUGGGGAGGCAGACAGUUCAGGAGGCCGAUUCAAGGUCAGGGUUGUCUGAGUAACCUUGCAGGGCGGGGCCCACCUGGGCGUCUGCACAGGGCUUGGGGCAGGGGCUGUAGGGGGCGGCCACCAGCAGGGCCUGGAGGGGCCGUGGCUGUUCAGGAGGGUCUGCCCGGCCCCAGGGAGCAGGGCCGGGUUUAACCCCGGGAGCUCCGGGUGGUGAGUCCUGACAUGUGCUGGGACAAGGAGGACUCUGGGGCUGCUCCCUUCUGCCUAGAAAGUGGGGGAGACUUGUGUCUCCGUGGGGGUGGGUAGUGGCUGGGGGCUUGGGCUCAGGCGGGGUCGCCUCUGUGGCCUGCCCUGGCGGCCGUGCUGCCGGAGGACGGGGCCCUGGCCAGAGCUGGGAGCAGGCCGAGGCCCGGGAGGGAGCCGGCCCCUCACUGCCGCCCUUCGCUGCGGCUUCUACUCCUCCAGACUGAGGGCAGAGCUGGGUGGGGGGGACUCGCUGAUGAAACAGGAGGUGGGUCUCAGCCUCGAGGCUGGAUGAGGAGACGGGGAGAGCAGCCUGGCCCGGCGCCGAGGACCAGCCGUGGCCUGGACAGGUGGGGAAGGGGGCCCCGGGCCUCACGAGGCCGUGGGGCCCCAAUAUGCCCUCAGAGGGGGUCUGACCCAGGACCAGCAGUGGGGUUCUGACCAGCAGUCGGGGA